Molecule: messenger RNA, 3914 nt
Organism: Cucurbita maxima (winter squash)
Lineage: Eukaryota; Viridiplantae; Streptophyta; Magnoliopsida; Cucurbitales; Cucurbitaceae
Exons: 19
Coding region: 516-3047 (843 amino acids)
Source: RefSeq, a predicted model, not a curated record
CGUGGAGCUUAUGUCUAUCUCGUCCAGAGCUAAAUCUUGACCGCGAACUAAAAGCUUUUCCAUUUCGGUUUUUUGCCGCCCUGCUCGUCUCUCACGUUUUUCUCUUUCAGGUUUUCGCGGGCAAAACCCUAGCCCUAACUAAUCCGCUCAUCGUCGUAUUCCGAUCGAUUUUACUUUAUACAAACCUGAAAUCUGCUGCUGACUGUGCAGAUCUCAGAUCCGUAGUUGUUGGGAAUUCAAUCGGAGGCUUUGGUGUUCGCGGCUUGAAUUAUUUUUUAAAAAUAUUUUUAUUCUUCAGUUGUUCUUAUCGGAUUGUUCCUAUUUGGUUUCAAGAAGGGCGUCGAGGUUUUAUUGAAGUUUAGUACUCGAAUUCUCAGGCUCCAAGGAAUUUUAGUCUGUUUUUUACGUGAAUCUCGAUAUUCAUUUCCACUCUGCCUGGGCUUUUUGGAUGCUGCCGAUUGGGUUUGCGGGAUUGUUAGCUACUGGCUCUGCAGAUUUGGAGGAAUAUAUAUUGGAUGGGAGAAGAAGCAGCUGCUUUGGCUGCAGUUACAAAUGAGCCGUUGGGGAAAGAGAGCGCUCCGAGUACCGAAUUGAAGCGGGACCAUCAGUGUCUUGAUGAAGAUACGGAGCCCGAGGCUUUUCACAACAAGAAGCAGGCUAAAGAAGUGUCGAAUGAAGAUGUUCGUUCAGAAGUUUCGAAUCCCGUAAUUUCUCCGAAAGGGAAUAAUUUCCAAGAUAUUACCAGCCAACCUGAGGAGCAAAAAAAUACCAACCAAGUUGAGCGUGGGGACCUUACCUCGGCUUGUUCGGGUAAUUCAAGCUCGGAGGACAUCUCUAGCAAUGGAGUUCGUUGCCAGAAUGACACGUCUCGAAAUGACGUUGAUAUGUGUGAUGUUGAUGAGGUCUCUCGGUUUGUGAUUGAAAUACCCAAGCAUGCUAGUUCAACUGGAAUUAGAAAAAUUACGUUCAAGUUCAGCAAAAAAAAGGACAAAAAUGCCGCAUCCAUGUCAGCAGACAAAGUUUGUUCAUAUGGGAACUUCGACAAGGACUGUAAACCAGAACCUUCACUGGUGGACGAUGCUUGUACGGAGACAUCUGCACAUAGCUGGGAAGGCAUUGCUGAGAGCAGCAGGUAUCCUUUAGGUUCAAAUAAAAUGGAAUUGAAAAUGUCGAAGAAGGUUUUACCAAACAAUUACCCGUCAAAUGUUAAAAAGCUACUGUCGACUGGUAUACUUGACGGAGCUCGAGUCAAGUAUAUAUCUACGACAAGCGAGAUGAAGCUACAUGGUAUUAUAAAUGGCGGAGGUUAUAUGUGCGGAUGUUCAAUAUGCAAUUUUACAACUAUCCUCAGUGCUUAUGAGUUUGAGCAGCACGCUGGUUUCAAGACUAGACAUCCAAAUAAUCAUAUAUACCUGGAGAAUGGGAGGCCAAUUUAUAGUGUCAUACAGGAAAUUAAGAGUGCACCUCUUAGCAUAUUAGAUGAAGUGAUUAAGGAAGUAGCGGGUUCAUGUAUUAACGUGGAUUCAUUUGAGGUUUGGAAAGCAAAUUUCCACCAGAACAGUGCAAUUAUUGAAGUGGAAAAUGAUGAUGUGAAGGUUCCUAAGUUGUCACAUCCCAUUGACAGGCCAAUCCCUAAUUUAUCCAACCCAGUUAUGCAACAGAAGAAAACGGCAGAAAAAGGCACAAAAAGAAGGGAUAAUGAUCUUCACAGGCUACUUUUCAUGCCAAAUGGGCUUCCAGAUGGGGCUGAGCUGGCAUACUUUGUUAAAGGACAGAGAAUACUUGUAGGCUACAAGCAAGGAAAUGGCAUACUCUGUACUCACUGUAAUCGAGAGAUCAGCCCUUCACAGUUUGAAGCCCAUGCAGGGAUGGCUGCCAGACGUCAGCCCUACCGCCACAUUUAUAUUACAAAUGGACUUACGCUUCAUGAUAUAGCCAUUUCCUUGGCUAGUGGGCAAAAACUUACCACAGGAGAUAGUGAUGAUAUGUGCGCUGCAUGUGGUAAUGGAGGGGAUUUGAUUUUCUGUGAUCGCUGCCCUCGAGCUUUCCAUACAGGCUGCCUGCAUCUACAGAAUGUUCCUGAAGGAGUUUGGUCUUGCCCAAACUGUAGAGAUAAAGUGGGUUCCAAUUUGAAGGCUCCUUCCGGAGGUUCUUUGAGUUUUUCAAAACCAAUUGUAUUUAGGUUGACACGAGUUGUUAAAGCACCUGAAUAUGAAAUUGGUGGUUGUGUUGUUUGCAGGCGACAUGAUUUCAGUGCUGCUAAAUUUGAUGAUCGAACUGUACUUCUUUGUGAUCAAUGUGAAAGAGAAUUCCAUGUAGGCUGUCUGCGGGAUAGUGGAUUAUGUGAUCUGAAGGAACUUCCCAAGGACAAGUGGUUCUGCUGUGACGAGUGCAGUAAUAUCCAUGUGGCUUUUCAGAAUACAGUUUUGAACGGGGCACAGAUCAUUCCAGAUUCCUUAUCAGAUUUAAUAAUUAGGAAGCAUGUUGGAAAAGGAUUACCAGUUGAUGGAGCUCUUAAUGAUGUUCGGUGGCAAAUUUUAAGUGGAAAAAGUCGCUUCCCAGAAGAUCUUCCUUUUCUUUCAAGGGCAACUGCUAUUUUUCGAGAAUGUUUUGAUCCUAUUGUUGCAAAAUCAGGUCGUGAUCUGAUUCCUGUUAUGGUUUAUGGGAGAAAUAUAUCUGGGCAAGAGUUUGGAGGAAUGUAUUGCGUUGUUUUAAUUGUGAGAUCGAUAGUUGUAUCGGCUGGUCUUCUUAGGAUAUUUGGUCGUGAAGUUGCUGAGCUUCCUAUUGUUGCAACAAGUAGAGAACAUCAGGGCAGGGGUUAUUUCCAAGUAUUGUUUUCCUGUAUAGAGCGGCUACUUUCUUCCCUGAACGUGCAAAACCUUGUACUCCCUGCAGCCGAGGAUGCUGAAUCAAUUUGGACUAAGAAAUUGGGCUUCAGAAAGAUGAGUGAAGAACAAUUGAUGAAGUAUAUGAGGGAGGUCCAGCUGACGAUCUUCAACGGAACAUCGAUGCUAGAGAAGGUGGUCCAGCAGUCGACGUUGACAUGAUGAUUAGUGCGACGUCUCUAUCGAAAUAAUUCCAAGUUAGGAUCCCGUUUGAAGGAAGGAAAGGUUUUAGCUGAAAGUUGGAAUUUUAUAUUAUUAUAUUUUUUUAUUUCAUUCUUUUUUCCCCUAAAUCCUACAUAACGUAGUUGUGAUGUAUAAUUGCUGCGAGUUUUGGUUUGGACUGGCAGCCAAAGGCAACAAUCAUCUUCUGGGAAGGUUGUUCUGUUUGUACAAACUAGAAAUUAGAUAAUUAACUAAUUGGGAAGGAAGGGGGUACCAGUGAAGAAAGGGAAAAAAAAAAAAAAAAAAAAAAAAAGAAUUUGCAUGCUGACAUUUUAUUAUGCAUGCUGGAGACUCUCUCUCUCUCUCUGUCCCUGUUUUUGUUUUGUAUUGUUUUUGUAUUUUAUGGUUAACUAAAAUCAUAUUUCGUGUAGUUCGGCUUCCGAAGUGUAAAAAAAAUACUAACACAAAGAAAGGGGGAAAUACAAGAUUGGCUUGCUGUUGCAGAGACAUAGGCCCACCUACUUGGAAGUGGAUGUUGUAUUAGCAUUUGCCUGUUGCUCUAUCAAGUUCUUCCAGCCGUCUCGUCUCUGUUUCUGUAUGCAUAUAAUCUCUCCCUCUCUCAAACCCUUUUUAGGACUUUUACAAGUUUUGAUCAACCCUGUCUGUAUAACACCCUCAGAAAUUUUGAUCAAAUUCUCCUUUUUUUCUUCCUGAAUAAUUGUGGGUUUUCUUUGUAGAAUACCCUUUGGUCUCUCUCGAGUUUUAGUUUGAUGUUUAUGGCUUCUAAAUGGUCUUUGGUCGGUUAGUUAGAAAAUAAUGUGGAGGCUUGAUGAGUUGGUAAAGAUAUUAAUUUUGUUUUUGAGGUCA